AAGGUCUUAGUUAUACCAUUUUACAUAUGAAAAACAUUUCGACUACAAAUACAAAUUUGCAUAUUUUCUUUUUCAUUCAUCCAUUUAUUUAUGAAACUUUUUAUUGAUUUAUUUAAUUUUCAUUAAAUACUAUUGUCUUAGUUAUUUAUUACUUUUAUCUCCCUUAUGAAACAAAAGACUCUUACUGAACUACUAUAACCCAGGUUAGUACUGGAAUCCCCUGAAAGCAUGCUAAUAUGGAGAAGUAAAUGGAUUCGGUAUUGCUCUCUGAAUUUUCUUCAAAAUUGUCGGCGAUUUACUUGUUGUCAUGUUGCAAAUAAGUCACCAAAAGUGAAAGAUGUGCAUUUGCUUCAAGGUGCUUUGGGGCCUCCAUUGGAAUUGAUUCAACCCAAAGAAAAAACUCUUCUGCCUCCUUUAUUAAAGGAAGUUAACCUUCAACAAAAAAAAUUCGCCGAUUGCAUUCUGCUAACGAGAGUUGGUAACUUUUAUGAGUUGUACUUUGACCAAGCAGAGGAAUUAGGUCCUCUAUUGAAUUUACGAGUUUCAAAAAAGAAGACUUCCCAUUAUGAAGUUUCUAUGGCUGGAUUUCCUUUCUUUAAGCUUGACAGGUAUCUGAAAAUUCUGGUAGAAGACCUAAAGAGAUGUGUUGCUCUAAGUGAAGAAGCUCUUCGUCCGGCUGAUGAUUUCUCUUCAAAAAAUAUGUACACUCGCUUUGUUACACGUGUAAUAACCCCAGGUACUCUCAUUGAUGAGAACUUUAUGGACCAUUUCCAGAGUAAUUAUGUGAUGUCUAUUAUUUCGCAAGAUUCUGUAAAUAAUGCUAAUCAAAAUGAUAACGUUUCUGAAGGAUUAAACGAAAAGUCUUCUAGUCUUCGUAUCGGAUUAUCGUGGUUGGAUUUAUCAACCGGUGAAUUUUUUUCCCAAACUAGUGAUCAUCAACGUUUGGUCGGGGAUUUAGCACGUAUUCAACCGAAGGAAAUUGUUUUGGAUAAUCGCCUACAAGGCGUUGGCUCUCACCCUAUUUUGGAGAGUAUUGAUCGAAGUAUUUAUUUUGUAUCUUACACUCCCAUGCAAGAUUGGAGCUUCCAGCAAUGGUCUGCUUAUUUAGAGAAAGAAAUUGAGCCUACAUACAUCGAGAAUUGCUCUAUUAUAGAGAAGAGAGCUGGUUCUGUCUUGUUGUCGUAUGUUUCCGAUCGUUUACUAAAUUCACAUACUAAUCUUCGGGCUCCUAUUCACGUAUCUUUACGUGACUCCAUGCUGAUUGACGCUUCCGCUAUGAAAGGACUUGAAAUAAGAUCAUCCUUACAGGAAAAUCGCUAUACCGGUAGUCUAUUGCAUGCAAUAAAGAGGUCGGUAACUAAAUCUGGAUCUCGUUUGUUGACACAGCGAUUAUGCUCUCCUUCUACUGACAUUUCUGAAAUCAAUAGAAGGCUUGAUUUAGUCGAAGUGUUUAUCCAUCGUGAUCAACUUCGAACAGAAAUAAGGCAUUUACUUAAACGAUCGAACGAUACCCACAGAAUACUUCAACGGCUUUUGAUGCGUCGUGGAAAUGCUUACGAUUUAUUGGGACUUUCCAAUAACUUUUCCAUUAUAAAAAAUAUAGAAAGUCUUCUUACCAAGACAAGUUCUAAAACUUUGAAACCUUUGUUAAAUGCUUUAUAUCAGCAUGAUGCUUUAGCAUCUCUCAUUUCAGAAGCUUUAAAUGAAAGUGCUUUGGUAAGAAAACGUACAGAGGAAGAAAAAGAAGCCGAGGACAUUGCUGCUCAGUCAACAGAAUUGUCUGAAUCGGAGUCGAUCGUCAGCGGUGCUAAGAAGCGAACGUCCGUUCCUGAAAACGGGUUCAAGCAAAAUUUUUCUGAUAUUUGGAUUAUCACACCGACUUUCAAUGAAACUUUACAAAAUUUGCAUAAACGUAUAGAAAGCCUACUACUUUCAUACGACAAGCUACAGAAUACUUUGGAUAAAAAAUUCGAAAGCAAAGCAACUUUACGGAAAAAUCCCUCGAAGUUAUACUAUGUUCACAUGAAAUCAUCCAAUAGCCUUUUGCUAAAGGAAUUCAUGUCCGUUUUCCCAAAGGCUACAGUAUUCCAUACUACCAAAGCAACCGCUAGCAUUCAACUUCCUGAAUGGUCUUCUCUUGGUUUGGAGCUUGAGAGUGUUAAAUCUUUUAUUCAUCAAGAAGAAGCUAGAGUACUUCAAAUAAUUAUUGAUACGGUGCUUGAAGAGCAUAAAAAAAUACGUGAAACUGCUAAUAUAUUAGAUGAGCUUGAUAUAUCUACGUCGUUGGCUGAUUUAGCUGCAGAAUGCGAGUUUUCUCGACCAAUAUUGGAUGAUUCUCUAUCAAAUACAAUAAUUCAAGGUCGCCAUCCUAUAGUUGAAAAAGGUCUUAAGAAUAAAUUACUUCAGUUUACACCGAAUGACUGUUUGGUUGGAAAUUCCGGCGAUAAUAUCUGGCUUUUAACUGGUCCGAACAUGGCCGGUAAAAGCACAUUCUUGAGACAAAAUGCAGUUAUAUCUAUUUUAGCGCAGAUGGGUAGCUUCGUACCGGCGAGUUAUGCAAAAAUAGGUAUUGUGGAUCAGAUAUUUAGCAGGAUUGGGUCCGCCGAUAAUUUAUAUCAUCAACAGUCCACCUUUAUGGUGGAGAUGAUGGAAACUGCUUUCAUUUUAAAAAAUGCAACAAACCGAUCUUUUAUCAUUAUGGACGAAGUUGGACGCGGGACUACUGCUAGAGAUGGUUUAGCGAUAGCUUAUGGGUGCUUGAAAUAUUUGUCUGAUGUUAAUAGGGCUCGCACACUAUUCGCUACUCAUGCUCAUGAAUUAGCAGAGAAAUUUAAAGCAUAUAAAAACAUUAAGUGCUACUGCACUGAUAUAAUUGUUAACGAGAAUACUGAUACAUUCACUUUCGAUUAUAAGAUUCGAGAGGGUGUUAACAUGAGAUCCCACGGACUAAGGGUAGCUGAAGUAGCCGGUCUUCCGAAAGAAGUUUUGGUAGCAGCCAACGAACUUCUUCACCAAACCACUAGUCCUUAAAUUACUCUUUUCGUUUUAGUUUAUAUAUUUCCUUUUACUUACGAAUAUAAAAAUACUUUAUACCCUAAAUGUUCGUCAAUGUCCAAAUUUCUAGCCAUUUUUCUCACUCCUACACUUCC
Schizosaccharomyces cryophilus OY26 is the source of this 3149-nucleotide messenger RNA. Its product is annotated as MutS protein 1. NCBI's taxonomy places the organism in Eukaryota, Fungi, Ascomycota, Schizosaccharomycetes, Schizosaccharomycetales, Schizosaccharomycetaceae. Bases 229 to 3030 code for a protein of 933 amino acids. The record is from RefSeq and is a predicted model, not a curated record. Gene Ontology annotation, biological process: mismatch repair. Gene Ontology annotation, molecular function: mismatched DNA binding; ATP-dependent DNA damage sensor activity; ATP binding. The transcript has 3 exons. Gene Ontology annotation, cellular component: nucleus.